Molecule: messenger RNA, 1087 nt
Organism: Cinara cedri
Lineage: Eukaryota; Metazoa; Arthropoda; Insecta; Hemiptera; Aphididae
Source: the annotation of a GenBank genome assembly
AUGCUGUUUAAUCUAUAUAUUGAAGAAGUAUUGAAAGAAUUAAGAGUAGAAGUAAAACAAGGAGUUAGAAUAGGUGGAGAAACAAUUAGCGUACUGAGAUUUGCUGAUGACAUUGCUUUUUGCGCAGAAACAGAGAAUGACCUGCAAAAGGUUUUAACUAAGGUCAAUAAAAUAUUAUGGGACAAAUAUGGAAUGCAAUUAAAUAAAAAAAAGACAAAGGUUAUGGCGUGCAGCAAGACAAACCAGGUUCUACUUAAUAUACAUAUAGAUAACGCACGCAUUGAACAAGUGCAUCACUUUAAUUACUUAGGAAGCAAAAUAACGGAAGAUGGCCGUUGUAAAGAUGAAAUAAUAAGUAGAAUAGCACAAGCGAAGAUGGCUUUCCAGAAUAAAAAACACCUACUAACCACCAAUAGUAUGGACUUAGAGAUAAGAAAAAGGUUCUUAAAAAUAUAUGUAUGGAAUAUUGCCUUAUAUGGCUGUGAAACCUGGAAAAUCAGUGCAAUAGAGAAAAGGAAACUAGAGGCCUUCGAAAUGUGGUGCUAUCGUAAAAUGUUAAGAAUUAAAUGGAUUNAUAAGUAAAAUAGCACAAGCGAAGAGGGCUUUCCAGAAUAAAAAACACCUACUAACCACCAAUAGUAUGUACUUAGAGAUAAGAAUAAGGUUCUUAAAAAUAUAUGUAUGGAGUAUUGCCUUAUAUGGCUGUGAAACCUGGACAAACAGUGCAAUAGAGAAAAGAAAACUAGAGGCUUUCGAAAUGUGGUGCUAUCGUAAAAUGUUAAGAAUUAAAUAGAUUGAUAGAAUAACGAAUGAAGCAGUAUUAAAUAGAAUAAAAUAAAAGGAAAUACUAUGGCAUACUAUAAAAGUUAGAAGAGCUAAAAUUAUAGGACAUCUACUACGCCAUGAGAGUCUAUCGAAAACCGUCAUAGAAGGCGACGUUGAAGGCCAUAUAGGAAAAGGAAGACCAAGAAUGGAGUACAUGAAGCAAAUCAUAAUUGACAUGGGGAAGAAUAGUUAUAAGGAACUAAAGGAAUUAAGUAACGAUAGGGUCACAUGGAGAACUGCAGCAAACCAAUCUAAGGAUUAA